Capsella rubella is the source of this 887-nucleotide messenger RNA. RefSeq lists its product as uncharacterized. Gene Ontology annotation, molecular function: acyltransferase activity, transferring groups other than amino-acyl groups. The coding region runs from base 43 to 645 and encodes 200 amino acids. The record is from RefSeq and is a predicted model, not a curated record. The transcript has a single exon. Lineage: Eukaryota; Viridiplantae; Streptophyta; Magnoliopsida; Brassicales; Brassicaceae.
CCCGAAAUAUAUGGAUCUAACGAGAAAAGGCCCAAAACAAUAAUGGGCUUUCCAAGUCUUAAUAAAAUAAUCUCUUCCAUGUUACGUGUAAACGAUGUUUCUAGUUUUAACAUAACCACCACCAAUGGUCCAAUGGAACCACCAAGAAUCUUUCUCCGGCCGUUCAAAGCAUCUGAUGCUGAAGACGUCUUUAAAUGGGCAAGUGAAGAUGACGUCACACGUUACCUCCGUUGGGACUCUGUUAAGACCUUAGAAGAAGCCGAACAACACAUCCUUAACAAGGCCAUACCACACCCAUGGCGCCGUUCCAUCUCUCUCCUCCAAGACGGUCGUUCGAUAGGUUACGUAUCCGUCAAGCCAGAUUCCGGCGAUGGUCGUUGCCGGGCUGACCUCGCCUACGCUGUGGGUAAAGAGUUUUGGGGGCGGGGGAUAGCCACGGCAGCGGUGAGGAUGGCUGUUGAACAAGCUUUCGAGGAUUUCCCGGAGGUGGUGAGGAUUCAAGCGGUGGUGGAGGUGGAGAACAAAGCGUCUCAGAGGGUGUCGGAGAAAGUUGGGUUUCGAAAAGAGGGUUUGCUUGAGAAGUAUGGUCUUAGCAAAGGGGUGAUCAAAGACAUGUUUCUGUAUGGUUUUGUCAAAGGAUUAUGAUUGUUUAUGUGAUGAUUAACGGUGAAAUAAUGGGGGAAACUAACUAAGUAAAUAAUGUUGAACAUUUGGUUUACUACAGAAAAAAGAUGUUUACGGCAACGAAUGAUGCCAUGAUGGUUACCUUUUGUCUUCAUGCAUGUGUUCUUAUCAUGUUUAUGUGUCAUUUCAUACUCAUAAGUUAAUAACUCUUGUCGUGUGGUGACUCUUUUUAUCUUUCUUAAAUGUUUUUCUUGGUUUGGUUA